GCUCCCCCAAUCAUCAAAGCCCCCGUUCCGGCAAGGAAUCCAUCUGCUCGGCUCACCGAACCACCCUUGCCCCCGAAAGGCACACAUAGAACCCGAGUGGGCGGUGAUUUGGGAUCCAUCAAUCAGGACUAUGAAGAGCCACGGUCUAUGCUGGCUCGUGAUCCGGACUUUGUGUCACAACGGAGACCACAUCCAUUGACCCGAUUAUCACUAUCACCACAAUUGGAGAUUGUGGAAUCCCAACGCUGCACCGGAUCCGCCACACGUCAACCGAUAUCUAAUGACAAUUCGAUGUCUCAUGCAGACAGUCGUGAUGAUAUCGAUUUGACGCUACCAAAACGCUGUCUGACCACACAAGCUCGACGUUUCAGUGCAUUCAUGGAUCCGCCUUGGACACUGGCUGGUGCACUGCACCAUCGUUAUAAACCCAAUAAGUGGACACGAUUGAACUUGUGCUUGCUCAUCGGCGGCUCGCGCCUCAUCGGAUACCGAACCGGUCAUGCAUUAACUCCGAACUUGGUCCUGUUCCUGUGCGGUUCAUCUGGGAUUUAUGCCGGGCGUGAUAGUGGAAUGGAUCAUGUCAUUAAAAUUGCCCAUUCAACGCGAGGUAUGGCUGUGCUGGCCGCGGAUACCGAGGAACAAGCAUUGGUUUGGAUCCGAUUUCCAGCUUCCUCGUGGAGUUUACGGGAAGACCCACUUUUCGAUAUCGCUUUGGAAUUUUUCCUUUUUUGCCGUACAAAGAUCGAUCGGCCGGGAUAA
Echinostoma caproni is the source of this 759-nucleotide messenger RNA. Lineage: Eukaryota; Metazoa; Platyhelminthes; Trematoda; Plagiorchiida; Echinostomatidae. The record is from the annotation of a GenBank genome assembly.